Trichoderma atroviride IMI 206040 is the source of this 288-nucleotide messenger RNA. The record is from RefSeq and is a predicted model, not a curated record. NCBI's taxonomy places the organism in Eukaryota, Fungi, Ascomycota, Sordariomycetes, Hypocreales, Hypocreaceae.
CUCCUACAAGACGGCGACGGAGUCAUCUCCAUCGCGCACCAUCCUACGCAGCAAUCUCUCACAGUAAAAGUUGACCGAUCCAAAAUCCUUUCCCACGGUAAACAAUCUCUGGGCUCGUAUCUCUGCAAGCUACACAUCUGGCGCUGCACCGCCGAUGUGUCCGCAUGCAAAAACUUCUAUGAGCCGUUGUGUGCAGUUGAUGGUGUGUAUGAAGAAUGGCGGAAGAUUGUCGUUUACAAGGAAACUAACGAGGGCCUUAUCCAGUCGUGGGCUGAGAGGGACAUUUGA